Paramecium pentaurelia is the source of this 772-nucleotide messenger RNA. The record is from the annotation of a GenBank genome assembly. Lineage: Eukaryota; Ciliophora; Oligohymenophorea; Peniculida; Parameciidae.
AUGAAUAGUCAUACACCAAUAAGCUUGAUGGAUAUCAGUUUCUGUCUUUCUGAGAUAUCUACUCAAAUAACUGAAUAAAUAAAUAAUCAAAAUGAGUAGAUUCAACUAAUGUACACAGAAAAGUAAAAAACUCUGGAAAAAUUACAAAAACAACUAGAGAAGAUGAAUCAAGUGAUUUCUAGAAUGUAUGAUAAAUAACCUCAACAAACAUUAAACUAGAUUCAAAUUCUUAGGAAUCAGUAAUAUAAAUAUGAACUUUAAAUGGAAGAAGAUUUAGAGCUUCCUUGUUACAGAAACAGAAUUUUUCAAAUAAAACUUAAGCUUGUUUAAAAUGAAAGAACAAUAAUAAAUGUAAAUAAUCUCCUUGUUGAAUUACAAAUGUAUGUAUAGAAAGUAAUAUUAGUUGGACUUAUGACAAAAUUCCUAAAAAACUUACCCAUAAUAACAAACACCAAUCAAUUUUUAAAGGAUGUUAAUAAACUGUAAUAAAAAAAGGGUAUGGUAGCUUAAGCCGAAUUCAAAUUAAGGAAGUUUCUUCACAUUUUCCAAAAGGGACAUUUAUGAUGAUUAUUUUACCAAUAGAUGAUGGGGCUGUAAUUGGAGAAGAGAGGUAAUAAUAUAAUAUUAUUUUAGUAAAUUUAUCAUAAAAAAAGAGUGGAUAAAGCCUUUGAUUAUAAAUGAUGUGUCAAUAAAGGCAAAAAAAUUUUCUGAUAGGCAUAAUCCUUAUUAUGCUAAAUCUGAUGGAACAAUCAAUAUUUUGGAAUAGGAAUGA